Molecule: messenger RNA, 2963 nt
Organism: Labeo rohita (rohu)
Lineage: Eukaryota; Metazoa; Chordata; Actinopteri; Cypriniformes; Cyprinidae
Gene: dnaaf5
Product: dynein axonemal assembly factor 5
Exons: 13
Coding region: 52-2562 (836 amino acids)
Biological process (GO): cilium movement; inner dynein arm assembly; outer dynein arm assembly
Cellular component (GO): cytoplasm
Molecular function (GO): dynein intermediate chain binding
Source: RefSeq, a predicted model, not a curated record
UCGCCAUGACGACCAGUCUCCAGGAACAACAACAACACACGUGAAGCACCAAUGGCGACCGCCAGCGAUGAGCGAACUGCCUCGGAUGUUUUAAAAUCUCUGGCUCGCCAUUUGAAUUGUUUAAAUGAGGACAACAAAAGCUCAAGAAGACGAGCUCUGGAAGCAGUGAAGAGAGAAACCGUCGAGCAGCGCUUGUCCAGCGGCGCGCUACAGGAGCUUUUCGCCGGUUUGCUAAAGGCGCUGCUGAAAUGUCUGUCGGAUCCUGCGGAGACAUGCAGGGACACGGCGAUUCAGAUCAUCACGGGCUUUAUCAGAGCUGUCCCCAAACCAGAAGACUCUCUGCCCUACCUCAUGCCCGCCCUGGUGCAGAGGCUCGGCGGGAAGGAGAUCCUGGAGCCGGCGGAGGAGCUCAGGCUGGCUCUGAUGGAGAUGCUGUGUCUGGUGGUGGAAGUGUGCGGCAGGCACCUUGCACCCUACCUAGAUGACAUGAUCAAGAUCCUGCAGAGAACAAUCACAGAUCCCUUUCCUGAGGUCAAGAAAGAGAGCUGUAAAUGUACCAUCAGUGUUGCACAAAGUAUUCCUGAUCAUUUCCACUUGCAGGCUGAGAGUCUUCUGAAGCCCCUGUUGCAAACUAUUUCUCACCAGCAUUCCCAAGUGAGAGUUUCUGCCACACAGGCCAUUGGCGCAGUCAUUCGGCACAGCACAGGCAAGAACGUGGAUGACGUUUUGUCCCACUUGGCACAGAGAUUGUUUGACGACUCUCCACGGGUGAGGAAGGUUGUUACUGCAGUCGUGGGUGACUGGCUUCUUCACUUGCCGGACAGAUAUUCCUACUUCCACAAGCUCAUCCCGCUGCUUCUGAGCAGCCUCAGCGAUGAGAUUCCUGAAAUCAGGUCUCUCGCCGAGGACUUAUGGAAACAAGUAGGAUCUCAAUGGGAGAAGGAAAAUGAGGAUGAUCUGAAAGAUAGGAUGGACUUUCAGUUGCCUGCUCCUCCCCUCUACACAUCAGGAGGAGAGCGUCCCGGGCUGGGCUGCAGGGAGCUGGUGGUGAGGAAUCUGUCAAAGCUGCUUCCUGCUGUGGGCCGGGACAUUGGUGACUGGUUAGUGCAGACGCGAGUGAAGACGGCCCAGCUGUUGCGGGUUCUGCUGCUGCAUGCUGAAGAUCACAGUACGCAACAUCUGCAGACACUGCUUAAUGUGCUGUACCACGCCUGCGCAGACCCAGAAAAUGAUGUCAGAGCACAGUGUUUGGAGUCAGCAAAGCUCUUGGGAGCAUUUGUCAGUUCAGAGGUUUACCUCAAGUUGCUCCUGCCUCACGUCAAAGACUCCACUUCCUGCUCGUCUGCCUCUCCCUGGGCUCCUCUCAUGAUUCUGGGGGCCGUAUUAAGAGGGAGUUCAAGGGAGGCGUUACGACCCCACCUGAUAAAAAUUGGAGACACACUUGCACAUCCUGAAGUCUGUCAGGCGUCCCAACAGGCACUGUAUCUGGAUCAGUUGUUGGUGUGUGUAGACGCUGUGCUGUGUGUGUGUCAGGUGGACUGUGACGUUAUCAGUCUGCAGUUGCUGAAGGUCCUGGUGUCAGUUCAGAGUCUCGCUUCACAUCAGGAACAAUGCAACAAGGCAGAGGAGUCAGUGAGGUGUUUGUGUGAGGCGCAGGGUCUCAGCGGAGCGUGUGAGUUGUAUCGGCAGCACAUGGCAGAUCUGCUGCAGUGGCUGUGUGACUCACAUCACACUUGGACCAGUUACUCCAUUCAGAAAACACAGCUGGAGAUCAUCACCGUGCAGUCUGGUCCAGUAGUGGGAGAGUUUCUUCCAGCCUUAAUGCCUCUGUUGAAGAGUUGCCUUGAACCCAGUCGAGAUCCUGAGAUGAGACUUCACAUCUUCACCAUGCUGUCCAAACUACUACUGGACGCCAGCAACACUCUGGACUCACAGGGGAGGUUUGUUGAAUACAUGGAGAUGGUCCUGCAGGAUUUGUUGCUGCCUAAUCUGGUGUGGCGUUCGGGUCGAUCCGCCGCGGCUGUCAGGACCGCUGCUCUCAGCUGCCUGUUAGCCGUCCUGCACGGGGCGGCUUUCCCAGUGGAGAAAGUUCUGUUGGUGGAGGAGACUCUCAGUACUCAGCUGAUCUCUGCGCUGGAGGAAGACUCUAAACUGGCUCGUCUUCUGGCCUGCAGAUCUCUUCACUCGCUGCUGAGACUCACUACACAACGGCUCAGCACUGACUCACUCAACAAGAUCUAUCCAGAGCUGCUGAAGCGUGUGGAUGACAGCAGUGAAGACGUCCGUGUCGAAGCGCUGAAGUCUCUAAGCACGUGGUUUUCAUCUCUGGGGAAGAACUAUGACACUCAGUCGUGCCGCCCACACCUGGAGUUCCUGUUCCAGCAGCUGCUGCUGUACAUGGAUGACCCCGACACCAAAAUCCAGGAUUCAGUGCUCGAGGUUCUGAAAGUGGCCAGUGCGGUGGAUCGAGGUCUUUUGCAGCAGCAAACGGAGGCUGUGAGAGAGAAACAGCGCAGCCAUGAGUACUGUGAUAAACUCCUCCAGCACAUUCACUCAUUAUGACACACUCUUCCUCUCAGAAAUACACAAACAGAGUCAGCUGGGAAUGAACUUGGACUUGAUAUGGUUCUUUUACUGUCGUUUAUGCAGAUGUGAAUGGACAAAUGCACAAAAUUUGUGAAUGGAAACUCAGUGAGACUGAAGUGUUUUUUUUUUUCCACCUCAGGUCAUCAAUGAAGUUUUAUUAUAUUAAAUAAUAUAUAAUUAAAAUAAUAUUAAUUCUCAAACAUCAACUCAAAGGCAACUCAAAAAUCUUUGCUCUGUUGUUAAUAUUGUGUUUUGUAUCGAAUGACAAAGAACAUCUCAUGAGAACAUUGCUCAAAAAAAACAAUCACUAAGGUUGUAGUGAAUUGAAGUAAAUGGUCGAAAUGUGCCUUUUUGAAACUGGUAUUCACAGAAUUGAC